AGCAGCACUUUGGCGAGCGAUGUGGCAGAGCGAGACGGUGCGAGCGACGACGGCGCAAGCAAGCAGGUCGCAGAAUCGCGGUGUUUGGACCUGCAAGGGAUUGGGAUGAGAUUCGGCAACCGAGUCAUUCUGGAUGACGUGUCACUCCACGUUAACCCGCAAGAAAUCGUGGGUCUGCUGGGUCCCAACGGCGCGGGCAAGAGCACCACCUUCAGCAUCGCCGUCGGCCGCGAGACCCCGACAGCUGGCGCCGUGCGAUUGGGCGGCGCUGACGUCACGGGGCUGCCGCUCGAGCGGCGGGCGCGGAUGGGCGUGGCGUUUUUGGCGCAGGAGGCGAGCAUCUUUCGGGGGCUCAGCGUGGCGGAUAACAUACGGCUCGUGCUGGAGGAGGGACCGCUACCAUAUCACCUGCAUGACGCCCGGAUAGAGGAGCUGCUACGCAAGUUUGACCUGGUCCACGUGGCACACACUAUGGGCCGCCACCUGUCCGGUGGGGAGAGGCGAAGAGCGGUACGUGCAUCCGAAUGUCAUGUUGCAUGUGCAUGUGUUCAUGCACUCGUGCAUGCACGCUUACAUGUGUCUUGGUUUGCCCAUGCUGGACGAGACACUGACAGGCCUGCACUCAUGUGGCGCAGCUGCUCUGCACACCACGCCAUGCUGCUCCCCAUCCUCUCACUCCCCCGUCCCUAUCCUCCUCCCCCACCCCCACUGGACACACAGGAGGUCGCUAGAGCCCUGGCAGUAAAGGACAGCGAGUGCAACCCGCCGCGGUUACUCAUGGUGGACGAGCCGUUCGCAGGCGUGGACCCGAUAGGAGUGCAGCUGAUGCAGAGCAUGCUGUGUGCGCUGAGGGAGCAGGAUGCCAUGGCCAUUCUCAUCACGGAUCACAAUGUGGCGGAGACACUGGGCGUGUGCGACCGUGCGUAUGUGAUGCAUGAGGGAAGGGUGGUGGCGUGUGGCACGCCGGAGGAGGUAUUGGGGGACCCACUGGUGCAGAGGUUCUAUCUGGGGCCGGCGUUUAGUCGGCAGGCAGUGCUGUGA
This is a messenger RNA of Closterium sp. Naga37s-1, 1041 nucleotides long. The record is from the annotation of a GenBank genome assembly. NCBI's taxonomy places the organism in Eukaryota, Viridiplantae, Streptophyta, Zygnematophyceae, Desmidiales, Closteriaceae.